Ceratina calcarata is the source of this 19488-nucleotide messenger RNA. RefSeq names its product hdc homolog, cell cycle regulator (gene heca). The transcript is spliced from 7 exons. Gene Ontology annotation, molecular function: sugar transmembrane transporter activity. The coding region runs from base 440 to 1957 and encodes 505 amino acids. Gene Ontology annotation, biological process: transmembrane transport; carbohydrate transport. NCBI's taxonomy places the organism in Eukaryota, Metazoa, Arthropoda, Insecta, Hymenoptera, Apidae. Gene Ontology annotation, cellular component: membrane. The record is from RefSeq and is a predicted model, not a curated record.
CGGCAGCCGGCACGCUGUCGUCGCCGCCGCUCAGUGACUAGUGCACCCUACGUGCGAGCAAGUGUUUUUCGUCGUCGACUCUCUCCGUGUGGCGCGAGAGAGAGAGGAAAAAAAAGAGAAGCCUCGGUGUUGCGUGUGUACGCCUCCUUGCAUCGUUGUUUCUCGUUCUCCUGUAUACAAAGAAUCGCCGGGAAACGGAUCGAAAAUUGCGUUCGACGCUGCGCGCGCUACGCGCCGGUGACCCUGACAUUCGACGGCGAGCAGACGCACGGUGCCGGUAAGAGGAUAACCACGAGUUAAACAUCGUCAAAUGACAGUCCGUGCCGUGAAAGAUCACCGGUUGACGCGCGCCUUUUUUCACCGAGUACCGAACACAACCGCUGCGUGUCUCUGCGAUUUACUACGCGUCACUUUGCGAAACAGCCGCGGCAGUCGUUGAAUGGAUGUGCGUCAGACGACACGGCCGAGACGCGGGAACUGCGUGAAGAUGAAAAAAGACCAGUGUGUGUAUUCAAACGCGACGGAGUUGCUAAAGGAGAGGUACGUUUUGACGUCGAUUCGAGAGGCGAUGGCACCGCGACGUCACGCGAACGGUCACGCCGUGUUGUUAGAGAACGGUGGAGGUGCCGUCCUCAACGACACGAUGGAGAACAAUCUUCUGGGACAGAGCCAGACGAUCCGAUGCUGCACGCCGACCGGCGAGUGCCUCCGCGGCGACGCUCUGAUUCGGCUGAACGCUCUCCACGACGCGGUCAAGGUGACGUGCAAUAACGAGAGCUGCCCGGUGGGUCAGUUCAUGCAUCGCGAGUGUUUCGACGCCUGGGAACAGACCGUGCUGACUUAUUUGAAAAGCUGCGGCCGCGCCCGUAGCUGGUCCGAGAGGCAACGUCAUCAGAACCUCUGGACCAAGAAGGGUUACGACCUGGCGUUCAAGGCGUGCGGUUGCCGUUGCGGUCGCGGACACCUCAAGAAGGACUUGGACUGGAUGCCUCCGGGUACGGGCAACGCGACCGGCAACCGGCAAGACGAGAACGAGGCGAAAAAAAAGAAACGACGCAAUCGGCAGAACACCAGGCCGUCGUUGGCCGUUUCGGCCGGUCCACCCAGCCACGGGAAUCACGUUUCGGCGAACGGUCGCGGUACCGAGAUGCAGUUGAUCGAAUCCGGCCGCGGAAGGGCCGGCUCGCUCUCCUCCAGCACCGGUUCCAGCUCGCCACCGGCCACCAGCGAACCCAGCGUCAGCCCCCUUCAUCAACCGCAGGCUAUCAUGAAAAAGAAGAGCAAGGUCGAUUUCUUCAGUGAUCGAGCUCGGCAAAGCUGCGGUGCAAACGGGAUCUUCUCACGUCGGCUGGACUUCAGCGCGUUCAACAGCCUGCCCCGGACCAAGCUCAACUCCUAUCACAUUAAGAUGGAGGACGAGGGGAACCACGGCAACGACGACACCAGAUGCUUCAUACUCUCGACGCUGGCCGCGUUACAAUGGUCCAGGGUGUCCUGCGUGCUCUGUAGAGCGCCCAUGCUCGUCUUCGACAGGUACCCAUUGGUCGACGGCACGUUCUUCCUCUCACCCAGGCAGCACUCGCCCGCAUGUGCCGAGGUGAAGGUCGAAGGUCGCACGCAGUUCUUGUCGGCAGUCUGCAUGAGCUGUCUCGAGGGCAGCGGUGGACAACCUGUCCGUUGCCGUUGCUGCACCCAACCGUGGGACGGGUCUAGUUUGGUCCUUGGGACCAUGUACAGCUACGACAUCUUCGCUGCUAUGCCUUGUUGCACCGAACGGCUCAAGUGCAACAGCUGCCAGAAGCCGCUGAUCUAUCCGCACCAGCGACUGAACUUCUACUCGGACUACAGCCGGGUGUUCGCGUGCCCGCAUUGCCGAGCAGUGGACGCCCACUUCGUGAAGCCGCUCUCGGUCUGCUUCACCCGCGAGCCGUUCCAGCUUUAUAGCCAGUGGCCGUAACCAUUAGGGAACUUAGCUAACAACCAGCGGCGGCUUCGUCUUCUGAGCACCGCGACUACCACUAACCACCCGCGUCGUCCCCUCUUCUUCGACCCGUUGAUCUCCCUGCUCCGGGCGACCUUGCUCUAGAUCCGUAAUCAGAUCGUUUUUCUUUUUUUCUUUCUCAAAUUGAUCCUGAAGAGAAGAAGAACGAGGACGAAGGAAGCGAGAAUUUAACGGACCUGACACUUUGCUCUUCUGUAUCUCAUUUUGGGACGAGUUUUCUUUUUAAUUUCGUGAUUGUUCAAUUCGGGACAUUUUUUAAGCAGGCGACGCUGAUAGAUCGAUGAUACACAAAUUCUUUAUGUUUCGUUCGUCCGAUGCGACAGAAAUGUCUGAAAGUAGUAAUGUUUAAAACAUAAAAUCAGUAACGUGUGAAACACAGAUUCCCUGGGAUGGACAUGGAAAAGAGAGUGUCAGGUCCUCGGAGCUCCCGUAGCAGACGACGAUUUAAGGUUUGUUCAUUUUCUGUGUCGAUAGUAGAUUUAUCUAUGUUAAUUCAGCGCGAGGGACGGGUCCUGCGUUUAGGACUGGGAGGAUCGACAGAUCGACGACGUAUCGACGUGGCGAGCGCGAUUCGCCAGAGCUUAGUUAGAGAGUGAAAGAGGAGCCCUGGCACGAAAUUAGGGCCAAGAACUGAAAUCAGUAUUACCCGGUAAGGACGAACAGAAAAAAUCCUAGAACUGUGUCCGUUUUGUAAUCUCGGUCUUCUACUUUUAGUUGAAAUUCUUAGGUAGUCUCGGUUUAGCGUGCGUGCGUGUAAAUUGUUUUUAGUUUCUUUUCUCGGUGACGUGAUUAGUCGAAUUCGAACGGACGAAAUUUAUUAGUAGAUAGGGUAGUGUAUGCGAAAUAAAUUAUCCUCGGAAACGUUUUGCGGUUUAGCUAAGAGAAAUUAGGUUUAAAAUAGUUUUUUCGGGAGCGUCGAAACGUCGUCGAUACGCGAUCGAGAACGACAGAGUCGUCCCUGGCGUCCCAUAGGUCGAAUUGCGUUAACCGAACGGUGAAAAUAAAAUAAAGCAAACGGACAAAUUACAAAGGCAUACGCAGACUAGUGAAGAUAACGAAAUAAAAAAAAAAAAAAGAGUCAGACUUCCCUAUAGUAUAUUACGUAGGUGUGCAUGUAACGAGGCAAGAAAAACAGAAAACAAGAAAAAAAGUACGACGGUCACUUAGAACGAAAAUGGGGAAGAGAUGAUAUUGAGAACUAUCGUUUGUUACUUAGAUAAUCGAGAACGUUGUUUUUUUUACAUUUUAUUAGUUUAUACGUUUACGGCGGCCAUGUUGAUUUUGUUUAAGGAUCUACGACUCGUUCGAUGGGUUUUCACGUUGAUCGGCCGGGCGCCCGGCGAUCCACCGCCUUGUUACUUAUCCAUCGUACCUUCGCUCUUCGAUUCUCCUUACCAGUGACGCAACGAUAUCUCACCGGUUAGUAGACCUCUCCACGUUCGGUUUCCACGACUUUUUCCUUCCCCGUUUCGAUUUCGAAGGGUGGUCGAAAGCCACGGGCGCCCGUACUAGCCAGUGUAAAUACGUAAUUAAGUGGGAAACACGUUCUUCGGCGAGAGGGAGAUGGAACGAGAGCGAGGCAAGAGUUGCCAGGGUGAGAACGUAUGAGGAACGUGAACAGGGAGAGAGAGAGAGAGAGAGAGAGAGAGAGAGAGAGAGAGAGAGAGAGGGAAAAGAAAGAAAAGUUGGUUUUUCUGGCGAUGCUGGUCGUUGCUGUCCAUCAAUAGCGGCCGUCCCACAAACAGACCGCCCACCGUUUUUCCCAAGGUAGUAUAGUCGAUCGUGUACCUUCUUUGCGUUACUUCGAUUUAAGAAAGAGUGAAAAGAAAAACGUAUACUUAAUCCAUUUCUACGCCGGAGAAUAUAUUUAGGAGUUUUUUUUUUAAUAAAUGUGUCCCGUAGUGGUUAUCUAAGAGUGUCCGGUGGAUCCCGUCGCGGGUUGUUCCUCGAAUCGCGUUUCUCGCGCGUUCAGUCCCCCGACCCCUUACACAAAAUUCAAGCCUGGAGACGAGUUCGUUUAGUUUCAAUUUGGUUGAAUCGAUCGCAGUGAUUUGAAUAAAAUUGGAAGCAAAGUGCUGAAUAGCGUGGAUCCAAACGUCCUACUGUGUUCACUUUGAUUUGAAUUUUGACUCAUACGUUUCAACCAAAAUGAAAGGCCUGAACGCGCGUUUAGAGUUUAACGAGGACCGUUGUUUUUAUUGCACAAUUUUCCUUUCGUUUCUCCGGGGAACGGGAUUCGCGGCAAUUCGUGGCGGGAUUCAUCAAAACAGAGCACACGUACACUAUACGAGAGCGAGAGGUAGCGUGAAUGGAUUACGAGUGGAAGAGAGCGAGAAAUUACGAGAGACAUAGUGGGAUUAAAAAAGUAUAAAAAAAAAAAAGAAAAAAAUAUGACGGGGAGUAUUCGCGUAAGGAGGCACGAGCGCGAGUCAAACGAGUACACGCGUGUACGGAAUCCUUUCUUACGAUCUUGGAUACCCCGAACACACAGACGCGAGCCGAACAGUGCGUUAUUAUUAUCAUCAUCGUCGUAGUCGUCGUCGUCGUCGUCAUCCAAUUUUGCCACGCGACGAAAACCGCGUUUUCUCUUCUCGUUCAGUUUCCUACGCGCUUUACUUCCUUUUGUCGGCGAGCCCUCUGUGCUCGCGCAGUCGUGCGAGAGAGAUCGGACAGUGCGAACAAGGAAACGGCGGCACAACGGAGGGAACCGUCGUCUCUCGUUUGCGUUUUUUCUCAGAGUGCCAAAUGGAGGACAGGACAGAGGAGGAGGAGGAGGAGGAGAAGGCAGGAGAAAGAAAAGGUAACGCCGACAAUAUUUUCGUUCGUUCUAGUUUUCUUAGACAAUACGUUCUGACCCUUUGGCUGCUGGCGGUACAAAAGUAAACCCGACUUAACCUAUCCACGCGAUUGUACUGCAGAAAUUUUUUUUACCGAAACUCCGACGACUUGAAUAGAGCAAAGCGAAACGAAAGUUCACAAGUUGAAGAAAACUAUUGAAAUUCCUAACAUAUCAUUCGACGUACAACUGAAUGAAAAUAUCGUCGACGAGAAAAGAUUGUCGGCUGUUUCCAGUUGAUCCUUAACAGUUCUAAUAAUUUUCGUGUCCCUGGUGAUUCUCGACAUAAUAAAAGGUACACACGUGCGCGAAUUCGUUUCGGUUUUAACGAGAAGCUCGCGUGUGCUACGAUUCCGGAGCGCGGAUAAGGGAAUAAGGAGAAAUAGAGAGAGAGAAAGAGAGAAAGAUAAAAUGCUUUUCGAAGCGCGCGAGCGCGCCUACUUUUUGUACUCCCUACCGUUUUCAAUUUUCGCUACGCGGUUCGCGUUGUUAAAAACACUAUCGCAGGUGCGACUUUCUCGUAUCAUCGGUUUCAGUGUCGGUUCCUCGAAUCGAAUCGAUCGGCCGAGGCACCUGACCCGAUUUGUAAAAAUGAUUAGUCAGUUUCUAACCGUCGACGUGCCCUUGUCUACGAGAGACGUGCAGUGAAAUUUUCUCUUCUCAUUUUACAUUUCAAUCCUCGAAACGUGGAGUUUAUAUGAAAACUGAUUCAAUUUUAUGAGUCGUCAUCUAAAUUAUAAGGUGCGCGGUGAAGUGAACACUGCAUGCGAAUAUUUUCUUUGGGACGUCGACGCGCGUGACACGCACUCGCUCUGUAGUUGCUAAGGCUAAAGAAACAUUAAACCUAGGCUAAACCUUUUUUAUUCACCGAGUUAUCGUAACGAUUUUUCUAUCUUUGAUAUCGAUCGCGCUCGAAUCGACGUUGCGACGAACGGGUCGAGGAACCUUAAAUCGGGGAGGACGCGACGUAAUUGUAACAGAAUACGGUUUUCCCUCAGUUGACGAAUCUACCUCGAUCCGAGCGAUCUGCGUUCGACGCUAGUUUUCCGAGGCCCGUUAGGGUCGCCUCCGGAAAAUUUUUCUCCCCGAGCGACUCCGUUCGUUCGACGACGUGCGGGUUCAGUCGAUUUUCUAUGUCAGUGUUUUUUAUAAUGGGAGACACGUGGACGGGGGGUGGUCGCCUCUUUGAAAAUCUCAGGGAAAGAAGGGGCGUACGGUCCGCGUUCGCGUCCCUCUCAAAAUUUGUAUCGAUCGUCGUAAUCGUGUCCGUGAAUUCUUCUAAUAAUUAAUUAAUUAAUUAAUUAAUUAAUAGCACAUCUAUAUGUCACGUUGAGGGGGGGUUAAGGGGGAUUGCGAUGGGAGAAGACAAAUUGUGAAGAAGCGGGAGACGUUUUUUUAACGGGGGUAGUUUAGAGAGAGAGGGGAGAAAAAGGUUAUGAAUGGUUGAACUAUGAAUAGAGUUUAGCAUAUAGUCAUUAUGUGGAGGGCGGGAAGAGAGGUUUUCGAAUCAUCGAUAGAGAAAAGAUAUCGUAAGUUCGUUAGAAAAACGACAAGGUUUUUCAUAUUUCUAGUUAAGGGUGGACUUCCUUCAUUAUUUCGUCCGUCGGCCGAACCGGUCGACGCCCAAAGAGAUAUCUUUGAAUUUCGUUGAAUAUUUUAGAGACUCGGCUCUAAUGCCUAAUUUAUAUUCAUCGAGUAAAAAAAAAAAACAGAUAAAAUAACAAUAAUCAGAAUCGUGCAGGUCAUCAUCCGGUGCACUAAAUCGAACAAUGAAAAGACGAGUCGAUCACUGACGCGAUUCAGUUUCCUCUUUACUCGACCGAUGUAAAUUAGGCGCAACUCGGUUAUCGCUCGUCGCCACGGGUUCUCGUUCUUCUCGUUCUCUCGACGAGUCUCACGUUCUCGUUAACGACCUUUCGAUUUGAAGAAGUAAAUGGUAAAAAAAGGAAAGAAGAAUACGAGGGGAAGAUUCGUAUCGAGAACCGUUUCCAGCGACAGGCUACGGUGGAUGCUGGACGAGGGAAUUGACUGAAGGAGAAGAACGGGGGCGGCGCGAGGAAGGAAAGGGAAGGGAAAAAAAAUUUUUAUCCUGCAAUUUAUAUAUCGGUUGUUCUUCGAGGUCGUUCUUUUUUCACACGCGGACAGUUCGACGCGGUUUCAAAUAAUCUAACGAGAAGAUAAAGUAUAUAAAUAUAUAUAUAUAUAUAUAUUAUAUAUGAGAAAUAAAUAUGAAUUAUUAUUAUAUAUGAGUCUACGUUCUAAGGAUCGGUUUUUUGUCUCUUAGCGUUUAAGAUUCUCUUUACAGCUGUGCUAGACAACUAUAGGUAUAUAUAUUGUAAUACAUAUUAUAUAUACAUUAAACGACAUUGAUACGGUAAAUUCACGCAUAUGUAUUAACGUAUAGGAGGAUGAGAACAACGGCCUGGCUGCGUAAUCAGGCUCUUCUUAGGAAUAAAGGACACGUCUUAUAUCCAUUUAGCGAUUAAACUGUGUAAAACGUUUUACAUAGAGUUUUAUAGACGCGUCGGGCGAUCGGGUGGUUGAUUCAUCGAUCACGCACGGCGGUCAAUUUUCUAAUCCAAGGGACAAUAACGCAUACCGUCUGAUCAAAAUUUCCGUACUCCACUUUACGAAUAGUCGAAUCGACACGAUUUCUAACAGAGGAUAAAUGAAUUUAGGAAAUCCGUAAAAGUUGACAUCAGAUGUUCAACGAGAUUAAAGCACCGUGCUUGCGUCGAUCGGUGAACAUCGUCACACGAUCCUUCGCUGUAGUCGGUUUUUGAUGUCUGUGACACGUACACGUUACACACAUACUGUUACACUGAAACGAACACGCGUAUAUGUAUAUUAUGUAGGGGACAGCAGGUACACUUACACACGGACACACGGAGGAGGUACAUACGUAGAGAAGUUGAUGUCCUUUCAGUAGUCGCGAUUUAUGAAGUCGCUGAGCCGCGUGGACCGUGAUCAGAAGAGAGAAAGCGCGUUCGAGCUUUUCUUCUUUUUUACGCCCACCCUCGUUAACGUUUUAACGUCGCUCGUUAGUCCAUUUUUAAUUUUCACUUCCCCUUCCCCGAGGACUUUCUUCGUCCGACAGAGAUCUUAUCUUCCUGUCGUCUGUAAAAACUGUAUUAUUUUUUAUCUAAUGAUCUGGUUGAUUAAAAUGCUUAACAAUUGCGUUUUGAGUUAGAGAAUUUUUUUUUUUUCGGUUCGAGGAGGGACACUUCGGGAAGGGGAAUGCGCGCGAAAUGGUGAUAAUUUUUUGUGAUCAGCGUAUUACACGACACAAUUACGAUACGUGCAACAGGCUGCAGACCGGGUAGGAUAGUCAAAUACCGGUCGUCGUAGCCGCACUUCUAGUUUUAUUUCUUCUUCAAUUUCGCAUAUUAUAUAUAGUUAGUCGGCUUUUCCCAUUUAAUUUUCCCAGAGCGGAGAUACCUUAGGAAUUUUGUUAGUUAAUUGCAUCGAUGACGCUGUGUCACGCGAAUCAGAGCCUCUAACGAUUUCUUUUAAGCGUCGUAAAUAAUAGAAAACGAGUCCAUGGUACAGUGUCUUUUUUUUUUUGUCCAUUAGUCGAGUCGCACUAAUCAUAUAGGUUUCGAGUUUUUAAUUAGAGAAUUCUCGAAAUUGCUCGUACAGCGGAGAAGAGACUACGGAAAUACCUUGAUACCUCAAGUUAUUAAUUAUUAUUAUUAUUAUAAAUUAUGGAUUGGAUCGUGACCGUCGUCCAUCGGUUGUAGACAGUUCUCGGAACGAUCGUCUCGCGUUUUUCUCGUUUUCCAGCCGCGGGUCAGUGUCGGGCGAGACGCGGACAGUGCUGAGUGAUUGGGAAUGGCAGGAGUGUGUGAGAGGGUUCGAAUAAAAUGAAUAAAGUAAAAUGGAAAAGCAUUUAACCGAACGUCGCGAAUACUUGUCCAUCGACAAAUCGCGAAUUUAUCGAAAGACGUACAAAGUGAGAAAGAGAGAGAGAGAGAGAGAGAGAGAGAGCGAGAGAUGGAUACUAUCGAACAAGAACGUGAAACCGGAAGCGCGACGGACAGCGGGUGAAAAUCGUUUCGGUUUCGCGUGCGUCGAGUCCCGAUUAAGUUUUGACAGAUUAUAAAUCUCAACCCCCCCCCCUCCCUUUUUGCAAACGCUGAUUCAGAGGCCACCGUUUAUUCUACUUGCCCGCGUUACACGACAAAAGAAUCAGGGAAGCAUUGAUUUGUUCCACGGUAAAUAUGAUGCGCGUAAUUUAAUGUGUACAUUGCCCGAAAGAGAGAGAGAGAGAGAGUGAGAGAGUGAGAAAGAGAGAGAAAAUUGAAUAUGGUGUUGUUAUGAUACUGAAACGUGUUACGAACGACGAAGAAAUUUUAUCGAGUGCGCUACUGGAGAGCGAUAGAAUUUUUGUUUUUGUCUCGCGGACGGCGUUUAAGUUUUUUUACCCUGUUUCAAGCCUUGCCUCUCGACCCAACCUGCGAUCUUCAUUUCUCAAAGUGGCGUCGAAAAAUACUUAACACUAGCUCUCGAAAUUCAAACGUCUGCCUCGACGGAAAAACAAUACGAACAUUUUCGGAGGGCGAAUAGUUGUCGCUCGAAAUUUUCCGAUCGAGGUCGGGAGGCAAGGCCCGAUCGCCGACCACGCAAAUAGUACACACACCGGCUGUCUUUCACACUCUAAAGAGAAGGAAGGGCUCCCGGCGAAUCGAGCAGGAUCUACGAUUUCCCAUCGUGAACGACGCGGGGUGUGGAUUCACAUAAUAUAUAGUAUACGUGCAUGUACAUAUGUCGGUGCCAAAUAUCGCGUUGAACGGGGUUGCUGUUAACCAUUAAACAACUUUCUAAAGAAACUUUUUAAUAAUCGUAUGUACAGAGUCGAAAUUUGCUCAACUGCGAAAAGGAGAUAAAACGUAGCACCCUCUGAGCCGUAAAAGAAAAGAAACUAAUUUUUUCAAGAAACUCGUUUCCCUCUGGAAGUCAGGAGACCUCGUAAAAAAAAAAAAAGAAGAAGAAAUAGUUCACGUUAACCUGGGAGCCCGACCGUAAUCGAGCCGAUUGGGGAUAGGUUGGCUAAGGUACAAAUGUAUAUAGGAACAUAAUGUUGUUAUUUAACCUAUAACACCUGUUCCCGUUUGCUGCCUCUUGUGUUUCGCGAUUGCAUUAAAAAAUUUCCAACUGCAAAGUGUGCCGGUUAUUAUGAGAUCGUUCCAAGUUCAAUUAUAUCGAGAAAAAAAUUCUCCAAUAACGAAGUACAGCGCGAGUGAAAAAUUUUGUUUCUUUACUUUCAUAAUAACCGGUACAGACAAUCGACAGAAUGAGAACAAGGAAAUGGUUCUGAAAAUUGAAAGAGUAAGAUCUGGAGAGAGGGACAAGGGGGAGCAGACGCGUAGGAAGGGUGGUUGCAAGGCAGAGGAAGGAUAAGGCGGAGGAGGAGAGAGGAGGAGGAUAUCGCAGGCAGAGGAUCGAUAAGUUAAUCGACGUGUAGCUGCGUAGACAAUUGGUUCACGGCUCCUUCCAUUCGCUUCCAGUCGUUGUCGUUGAACCCGUCCUACGUUUCGAUUUAUUCCCUUUCAUCCCCCGGCCCUCGCUUCGUUUUCUUUUUUACGAGCCAGAAUCCAAUCGUUCGCAGAGAGAGAGAGAGAGAGAGAGGAACGAGUCUCGUUAUGGGAAUGUGAGUAAAUUCUAUGAAGGAAAAACAUAAGGUACACGUACAAAUAAUUAAACUCGUACACGGCUUCUAUUACUCGUCGCGCACGAUUUUUCCGUUCUUUGAUGUUGUGUCGUGUCUUCGUCUAGUAUUUCCUCAGGAUUGGUGAUGGGCGUUCGAGUUUUGAAUCCCUUCGAGUGCCCGAAUCGGUGAGACCGAAGGAAACUCGGAGUUAACACAAUUUCUCAAUAAUUAUCGUACAACGUAUAUUAUCUUAAUAUGGUAGCAUGCAAACUAAAACUGUCUAAAAUCGUAGUGGAGCGUAUAAUAAUUUCUCGAGACGAGUGUGAGUUACGCGAUGCCUCUGGCUCGAGUGUCAGUGGGCACUCGAAGAGGAUGAAGAAAAGGUGAAGGAUAAUGGAUAGAACGCUCGUGCAACGGUCGUAAUUAAGCUUUCACAGCUAGGACGCGUAAUUAAUCGUUAGUCGUUUAGGUCCGCCCUCGAAGUAUCGAAACCCGUUUACAGGCAAUUUCCUCAAGGGGUAAACCGACGUGUUUGAAUGGCGUGUGGAUGUGCUAUAAUCACCUACCGUUCCCCUCCCCCUUUCGUACAUCUAAUCGCGUUUUACUCUACGUAUAUACACGGUAUAUAGACGUAUACAUAGCGUAGCUAUACACAUAUGUAUAAGCUGUCGUCGUGUGCAUCGCUACUUCCCUUUGUAAGAGUUUGCAAAGUUUGCUCGCAUUCGCUUCGACCAUCGAGAUUCGCAAUUUUUCCUCGAUCCUGUAGUUUUUAGAAUUGCAAUAAAAAUAAAACUGAAGUGGAGGAAAAUGCGAGCAGAGUUUUCAACGCGAAUCACGAAGCGUAUUUGUAACACAGACUUCGUACUUCGCUUGCAACGUCUACGAGAAUUUUGACAAAAUGUUUGUAGAUGCGUCGUCAAUUGUAAAGAGAAAAAGGGAGAAAGUGGCACAUGUAACACUGUAAGAAUCGACACCAAUUAUUCAGCGACGUGCAUUUAAUUUCGGAUCCGGAGAGCGAGCUCGUUUCACAGGACACUCGGCGUAUUUCGAAACGAACAAAGCAACAGAGGGUACAGUCUCGCGGGGAAAACGAUAAGCAAUCUGAUUUUUUUACAUUAAAGUAAAAUCUAUAUGUACUAUUGUCAUAGGAUAAUCUUUUUUAUACGAUGAUGAAAAUUUCGGGCGCCAAAUCGCGGGUGAUUUCGUGACGUUUUCACUAGAUUUUAGAGCGUAAUCGAAAAAAGUAAAAGGAAUUCGGGGCAUUUUUAUUCGGCUGUGUUUAUUAAGGGCGUGGUAUCGAAAUUCUGAAAGGAAGCGAAAUUCUUGUAGUGUUCGGAUAAGGCUUUUUGCAGAUUUAGAUGAAUAAUUUUUGUACCCUAUUUUUUUAAGCGAUCGCCGAGGCGAUCGGGAAACGAGAUCGGGCAACAAGGGUCGUACGUUCUUUUAAAGAAGUAACGCGCUUAGGAUUUAAGUUUAGUUUAAGCGUCGCGUAAAUGCUGAGGAUCGAGACUCGUCGAGGACGAAAGAAGAUGAAAACGUGCCAUAGAGAGAGAGAGAGAGAGAAAGAGAGGAGAGUCGAAGGACCCUUUCGAAAAACUUUAAUCGCGACGCUCCCUCGAACUUUUGAAUGCACGAAGAGAUAAAAGGAGACGAGGGGGGGAGCAGUCGUUCGCAGAGACGAGAGAAAAGAGAUCAGAAACUCUAUCGAAUUGUGAAAUGAAAGAAAGCAUCGAAGAUUGAAUAAAAUUCAAAGCCCACGUUUUCUAGUUACACUACGCGUCUUUAGCUCAUACCGAUUAACCCUGCCGUUCUGUUCCUAAUACUUGUAUUAAAUAAUUGUAUAACGAUUAUAAUUUUCGCUAAGUGUAAUCGAAUUUUCAUUAGGUGUCGUAGAGUACGCGUAAGAAUAUAAUAUAUUUCAUUCUCGUAAAAGCAAGACGGACGGUCGGGCGUGGAGGUCGAACAGAACGCGGGGGUUAAUUCUUUAAUUAAACGUCGAUUGUAAAGUGCACAACGGCCAGAAGUAGAAAGGGAGAGAGACCGAUCGGAGGGCAUGUGGGAAGGAACAGGAGGGAAUCCAACAGCCAGGAGAGGAGGAGAAAAAGUGUUUAAAAAAAAACGUGGAAUAAUAAGGGAUCAUAAUAAGAAAAAAAAAACACGCAUUCGUGUGCAUUGCGAAAGCAACAAAUAAUCAAUGCUGGUAGUGCGGACCAAACGGGACAACUGACAGAGGUUGCUUUGAGGCAUGGUAAGACAAAGAGAAGAAUCGAGAACAGAGAAGUGAAAGAGGAAUUGGGAAUCAUGAAAAUUGAUAAGGCGUGGGGAAAAAAAGUAUACAGAGAGGUGUCGAGACUCAUAAAAUUGCCGCUCCAUCGGAAGUCAACGUCUAGAAAACUCGUUCGUAGUGGUUAAAGAAAAAAAAUUUUCACGAGGCGUGUGCUCUCUCGACAAUUUUUAACAGAGCCGGUCGAUCGAUUUUCCAUCUCAUUGAUGAAUCACCGUCUCUGGAAUACUCGAGCAAGAGGUAAAAAUUGUUUGAGAAAAUGCACGACUCGAAGAUCCAUGAUUGGCUACGUGGUAUUCGAAAGCGAUACACCAUUAUUAACGUUUAAGGCUUAAUACGAAAUUUUUCGAAUCGGACUCGGUGCGUUUAUUCUGUCAGGGUAAGUUCGCUGUCUCGUUGACGGUAUUAUUAAAGAGUUUGCGCGUUGUACGUUAAUUCUGUCUCAAAUAAAAAUACUAGAAUCACGAGUUUCGUCGUGUAACAUCGAGAACUGCUUACUGUUCUUAAUUUUCUGUAUUAAUAAUUCUUAUGCUCGUUCGCGAGACGAGCAGAUUCUUUUAAUUAGGCAUCGUAUGUUAAACUGCAGAGAGACAGAAUCCAAUGGUAACGACGCUUCGAAUGACGAAUGGCGCGCGUUCGAUAUAUAAAACGCAAUAUAUAAUCUCAAUUAAUCACGUUACAUAAUUAAUCAAUGUGUCGCUGUUUGAUAUUAGAGACUCAUCCUCUAGAUCGCAGACGCAUCGUUCAUAACAGUUACUGUCUCUACGAAGACAGCUUCCAAAAAGUCAAGCGUUUCUAAGCGGCGAGGCUCGUAUACAUAAUUCAUUGCGUAGAUUACCCUUUGCUAGUAGUAAUUAAAAUUAAUCGCAAGCUGAACUUCCAAUUUUCGCGUAGAAAACCAACGCGCGUUCACGUCGAUAUGUAAAUGAUUUUAAACGAUUCGGAAACACUUUCGUUCGUUUCGUUCCCGAUGAAACUGCAGGUUUGCAUUCAAAGAGAGAUUUAACAAUAGACUUGAACGCGCUUCGGUGGUAGAUCUGGAAUGAAUGGUACGAGUGAAUGCGAUUCGAACAUAAGGAUCCGUACCCAUCACCGUGAAUUCACGACCCGGAAAGGAGAGACAAGUUGGUUAACCAAAUCUUAACGGUCCGAAUUCAUUCUCGUCGAGCUUUUCUUUUCUGUUCCACCGCGCGUUUUGUGCGCACCGCUUUCCCUCCGUUCUUUUCUUUCUUCGACACGGGAGAACAAAAAGGAGAGAAAGGUCCACCGAAGGAAAGAGCUCUCGGUGUAAAACGGUCGACGAUCAUUGCAUUACAAAUGGAGGAGAACGAACAGGGAGCAAUGAGGAGGAGCAGCAGCAGUGAGGACGGGAAAGAACGAGGCGGGAAAAACAGAGAAACAACGUCCUUUUAUCUCGAUAUACCCCGUUGGCUUUCGCUGGGAGGAUUCUUUUUCUCGACACUAUUUAAUUUAAUUGGCAGACGUCUCGAGUGCUGCGCAAACGGAGGAAGAGAGAGACACACACCGGCCUCCGACCCGUCCUCUUCUUUCUUUUACCGCGGUAAAGAGGCACCGAGAAGAAUUUUGUCGGUUCAUGCGACAGGACAAUGAAUAAAAGAACAAGAAGAUGCCGGGACCGAUUACCGUCGAGGUUUAAUUGAACGCGUUGUUCCUUUACGAUCCUCCUCGUUCCCCGUGCUCGAUAUCUACGCGGUUUCCGUCGGACGAAUCCAUUUCAUCGAUAUUCACUGAACGGCGAUCAGACGCACGAUAUUGAAUUCGCGGAAAACACGCGUUCGAUUCGUCGGUGGAAGAACGAUUCGCUUUGUCCCCCCGUGAUAAGAGUACAAAUGUUUGUAAUUAUGUUCGUGCUACGAAAGGAAUGAGCAACAACGAGACGAAAGAAUUUUGAGAAUGUCGGGUGUGAACGAGGGUUAUCGAUUUCGUGUGAAGGAGCGUGCCAGUGAACGGGAGAAGUAUGAGGAAGUUAAUUAAUUAAACGUUAAAACGGUGUUUUCUUUUUCCCGGUGGUAGGCGUUAACAAUUGCGAUCUAACGAUACGAGAAAUUAGCAAAAUGAUCUAUUAUAUUAUAAUACUACGGUACGCACGUGCCGCAUACUUACCUAGCGUUAGGUCUCACUUGGACGUGUCGCGUACUAAACGAGGUAUAAUAUACACUACAUCAUAUAACUAUCGUGUACACUUAACGAACAUAAUAUAUAAAGCGAUCCAGACUGCCAUUAGCACUUAAGGCGCUGCAUCGCCCAUUUUUAUCUUCACUUACGAUUAGCUCGAAUUCUCUCAGGUAACCGCGUAACCACUUCUUACGCCCGUCAUGCAAAUCACUUUGAACCCCGCGACACAUAAAAGAUAGAUAAUCUCUUUUACAAUAUUAUACGAGACGAAGUGCGUAGAAAAUGUGUUUUCACGGCGAAUGUAUAUUUGGAGCCUGUCGAAGCACUAUACAAAUUACAAUUUUCGUCCUCUCUGACGAGUGGAAAAUAUAAUAGGAGAGAUCUACCAGGCUGGUGUCUUAAGUGAGAUUGGUGUAACGCGAAAGGAUCUAAUAGUCGUGUGUAUUAGAAAGCUUCGAGGAUGAUAUCAGUAAUCUCUUAGGUAGAAUUCGGUGUGUCUAUUUGCAUGCAACUUUUUCUAGCUCCAUUCUGUUCGGAGGAGAACGCUAUUCCCUUUCUUCUAUAGACGCGUGUCGCCUUCAAUUCUGUAAAUAGGGCUAAUCACAGUGACUCGCACUAACACGUUUAUACAGACAGCUCUACAAUUUUCUACUGGACGAGAUAACUGACACACAGUCGCUGAGUCAUAGCUAUAAUCCCGUGCGACUUGCUCGGUCGUAUUUUCUAUCGAUAUUUAGCAGCAAUUGAUGAAUUGAGAUACGGAUCAACAGUGGAUCACCGUUUUCCUGUUUCUCAAGCGAGUUACGAGAGGAGUCAAAUGGGAGCAUCGCUUUGAUCGAGGGCCUGAACAAAAUUAUUCGACGAAAUUGGCUUCGUUUGGUGCAGCAAGAUGGUUGACAGAUACUCUUGUUGCGGUUUUCAACCAACGAACCCCGCGACUUUUGGCUAGAGUUAAAUGAGAUACCGCGGGCUCCUUCGAUUUUAGCGCGACGCGAAUUUUGACGACUCUCCGCGAACGAGCCGAAGAACACAGUUUCCGGUGGCGAACAAAAACUGCCGACAAAUAAGACUAGAUACAAACAUAACUCCAGCCUUGAAUUUUUCCAGCGGCGGCACUUUUUGGCCGCGUUUUCGACGCCCGUUGUCUACUAUCCGACUCCAUCAGACUGAUCUUUAUUAGUCGUAGAAAUGAAAAUGAACGCGAGGCUGUCGCGGAUUGGGAACGGAUUUGAAAUUGCAGAAUUCCUCGGCGGACGAUCGAUUUGAAAACGGGGGUAAAUUGGGGAAUUGAGGAAUUGCGGCAGACAACGCCGGCCCGGCGGCUCCAUAUCCGAACGUUCAAGAAUUCCUUGAUAGUUCGAAUAUCCGUAACCGUUUUUUACUCGAGCGUCGGGCGGGCGAUCGACGUCGCGUUUUCGUCGCGGACGAAAUAUAUUUUUGAUAAAAAUCUACUCGAAAGUGCUCUAAAAAAGAAAAAAUGGAAAAUUGACAAAAACACGGGGGAGGAAAAUUUGGAACGUAGUAGUGGGUAGAAGUAGCGGUAGCGGUAGAAAUAGAAAUAAUUAGCGUUAGGCGAGUCGUCCGUCGAGACAUUUUUUCGGCAAAAUUUCGACGUUUAAUUGGAACAGAACUUCUCAAUCUGCGACCACUCUGCUCGAAACAGUUCGAUAUAUUUUGUCUAAAAAGUCGACUGAGCUUUCGAUAGGGAAUUCAGGUAUUUCAGUAUCCAAGCUGGCCAUUGAAUAAAAAAAAAAAAAGAGAGAAAAUAGAAAGAGCAGCACUCGUUUUUGUAACUCGUGUCUGACUGCCAGUGGAAUUGGUCUCCUUCGAGAAUUUCAGGUCUUGCAAUGCUAAAGGAAUUUCCACUCUUGGAUCCUAUUCAGGUAUUUUCUAGUUAGAUACUUAAGAUUAGAACGACAAAUUCCACCCGCAAAGUGGAACUUGCAACGAAUUAUGUAGCUGCAACAAUAUUUAACCCCGUGUAACCCAUUUUACCUUUAUAGAAGAUUUAUAGGAAAUUGAUAAUUACCGUAAUUCGAACUCGAUGAAAGAUUAUCGUGCACCGCAGGGUGUCUUAAAAUCAUCUUUACCGAUCUCGACGGCUUACCAUAGUUAAAACGCAAAACCAUAAUAUAAAUAAAAGCCUGUCGACGGUGUCCUCACUCGUCGGCAUUAUUUAAUAGUUGUACCACUCGCGACUGGUAGCAGUUGCGGGCAGGCUGGCCACGUCUCAUUUUCACGUUGGCGAACAUCGAUCACGGCGGAGAAAAUAAACAAAGCAACACGAUAUAAUAAUAUAUGUUAUUAAAAAUGAAUGACUAUUAUCUCGCAGUGGAGAGACGAAAACAAGGUACACGCGCAUAUUAUAUUAAGCCGGCGUUUCUCUUAGCCGAGACACAACUCUAUUAAUUAUCAUUCUAUCGUUAGAGUAUAAGAAGUUGAUAUUUAAGAAUUCGUAUUUGUAAUGAUAACGAUUGUAUGCGAACUAUAAUAUUUGUUUGGUUGGCUUGAGGGGCGAGAGUCUAACUCGGGUGUUAUUUAGAUACUACGCUGUACCUUUAGCUGGCGGGCCAUCGCACCGGUGUUGAUAAUUGGAAUUCCGAUUUUCCUGGUCGAGUCGCGACCAAGGAAACUGAUCAACUUUAUUGCUUUGUCAGAUUCUAAAUCAAACGAAUCAUCUUUACGAAUAUAUAAAAGUUCGAAUCAGUCUGGUUUUUCUGAUACAUUCAACGUUGACAAGUGAAAAAUUGGGAAUUUGGGCGCGAGAUGGAUCAAAAAUCUAUGGACGAAUGUGUAAUCGAUGGAAGGUAUCGUACAAAAAAAGGGGGUGGAAACGUACCCUCGACGAGAAAGGGUUGUCGAGGGGAAUUGCUUCGCCGGAAUCGCAUUCCCGACGCUGGGCGUUGGAUCCGCGAUUAAAAAAAAAAAAAGGAGAGGCAGAGCGGUGAAACCGAGGGGAUUAAGAAAGUGAAUCGAGGAUACGUUCAGCCGUCGAGGCUGAACGCGUGAAGAAUCGCGGUGAGAAAAGAUUGUAUGAGAAGGGACGAUGGAACCGGUGUGCCCGUCAGCGACUUCGAGGGGGAAGAUAGAGAGAAGCGGAAAGUAAACGAAGAAUGAUUUAAACGGUUGAAAAAAAAAAUGGAGAUAUAGUAAUCGAUAAGCUGUGUCGAUCUAGUGCUUAACACGUGGUGCAGUCGUUUCUUCGAGACGUGGGAAACACUUAAACCGAGGCGUAAAACGAAGUAAUAAAAGGGAGAUCAAAUUCGAAUAAAAGGAAAGAAGUAGCGAGCGAAUCGCGGACGUACAAAAUAAAAUGUAAGAGGGGUUGCGAGAGAGAAAGAGGGAUGUUAGGUGGGUGGGUGUGUAGGAGUGUGGGAAAAGGUUCUGGGAGAAACGACUCGCCUUUAGUCUUUUAAUAUUUUACUCGAGGACGUUGCCGACGGUCUUGGCCGUUGACCCGAAUUUUCAGGGACAGACAGAGGGUCAAGGUCAUCGCGGUGGGUGUGCUUGAAACCGCCACGCCUUGCUCUUUCGAGAAACCCGUCGUCAUCGUCGCACUAAAUACGAGUUCGCGUUAAUUAAUCGAUGCUCUUAGACAGAGCGGAGGACACGGUCAAUAUGGUCCUGGCAGUUUUUCUCGGCUUACGCGUCAACCCUCUCGCGUUCUUACCCCGUCUCGCCGUUACUUUUCGCGAACCACCCCCCCCCCUCCAUCCCCCAGACCCCACAUUCCCGUUUCACUUCGCCGACGUUACUAUUUUGUUUCCCGUCGUGUUUGUACAUUGCAUUUCCGGUCGACGAGGGGUGAAAACCGACGAGAGGGCCGGCGCAUGCGAGUACUUGAACGUACCCUCGUAAGCGUUUAAAACGAAAACGCAUUGCGCCUAGGUUUAAACAAAAUAUUGAAAAAGAAACAAAAAAAAAAUAUGUCGGAGUGAAAGGAGAAUGAGUGUGUGUGAGAGAGAAAGAGAGAGGAGACAAAGCGACGAAGAUUAUGAGAUACGAACUCCAAUUUGUUAAAAGAAAACAAGAACACAUGAGCGCAUACGCAGACACACACACACACACAGAGUAAAAUACACGUCUAGUGGUGAGACGCGACGGUUCGUAAUUAAUUAAUUAGAAUUCGUGUGAGAACGGACAAAAAAGGGCGAACAAUUUAGCGUGUGAGGAUCGAGCUUUAUACCGCUUUUAUAUGUUUAGUAAUGGAAUACCUUACAUUAAAAGAGUAAAUGAACAAAAAAAAAAAAUAUGAAUAAAUAAAUGAUAAGAAUAAUAACGAUAACGAUAGUGGUAAUACAACAGGAAGAUGAGAAUCUACGCAAACCUGCUAUGUAAUUGACUAUUCUCUAUAUGCGAAAUACAUAUACAUAAUAUAUAUAUAAAUAAAUAUAGAUAUAUAUAUAUAUUAUUAUAAUGAUUAUAUAUAUUAUUAUGAUUAUUACGCUAUGAGAGUACGAGUAUGGAUGAUUUUAAGGAAAGUAUACAUAUUAUAUUAAAAUAAACUUUUUUUUAAUGCCACUAUCCUAAAGAUAAUGGUGAAACGAAGUGAAAUGAAAUGGAACGGAAAAAAAAAAAUA